CUGAACUUCAGUGUCGAUUCUUCUAAACAACUUGUUAGAUGCCAAUUUUUUCAUGAAGAGCAUACUUGAUACUCCUCAAUUGCAAUGGAAGUGAAGAACAUGAAGAAAUAUUCAGUUUGGUUGAUAAUGGUGAUGUGUUGCUUGGCUUCCAUGGCUGAAGCAAAGUACUUUAAGUACAAAGACCCAAAACAACCAAUGGGUGUUCGGAUUAAAGACUUGAUGAAAAGGAUGACAUUAGAGGAAAAGAUUGGGCAAAUGACCCAAAUUGAUAGAUCAGUUGCCUCCACUGAAGUCAUGCAGAAGUAUUUUAUUGGUAGUAUAUUGACUAUACCCUUUCCAGGGAGUCUUCUACCCGAAAAAUCAGCCCCCAAAGCAUGGAUUGACAUGGUCAAUGCUUUCCAAAAUGCUUCAUUAUUGACCCGAUUGGGGAUACCGAUGAUUUAUGGGAUUGAUGCUGUCCAUGGGCAUAACAAUGUUUACAAAGCUACAAUCUUUCCUCACAAUAUUGGUCUUGGAGUGACUAGGGAUCCUGUUCUGCUUAAGAAGAUUGGAGCUGCAACUGCACUUGAAGUUAGAGCCACUGGCAUACAUUAUACUUUUGCACCUUGUAUUGCUGUAUGUAGAGACCCGAGAUGGGGUCGCAGCUAUGAGAGUUAUAGUGAAGAUCCAAAAAUCGUUAAACUAAUGACUGAGAUUAUACCAGGUUUACAAGGAGAUAUCCCUGCCGGUUCAAGAAAGGGUGUUCCUUACGUUGGUGGGCAAAAAAAGAUAGCAGCAUGUGCUAAGCAUUAUUUGGGAGAUGGGGGGACUCUUGGGGGCAAAGACCAGGGCAACACGAUCAUAGAUGCUAAAGGGUUAUUCCGCAUACACAUGCCAGCAUACUAUGAUGCCGUCAUUAAGGGCGUGUCUACGGUUAUGGUCUCAUAUUCUAGUUGGAAUGGGGUUAAAAUGCACACGAAUCAGUACCUUGUCACUGAUUUCCUCAAGAACACUCUCAAAUUUAGAGGGUUUGUUAUAUCAGAUUUUCAAGGGAUUGACAGGAUCACUACUCCUAUUCAUGCUAACUAUACUUACUCGAUCCUAGCUGGGAUGAAUGCUGGCAUAGACAUGUUCAUGAUAGGAUUCAACUACGAAGAGUUCAUUGGUCGUCUAACUUACCUAGUUAAGAAGCAGUUCAUACCUAUGAGUCGUAUUGACGAUGCAGUUAAGAGGAUUUUAAGGGUCAAGUUCACCAUGGGUCUGUUUGAGAACCCCUUUGGCGAUUACAGCAUGACAAAGUAUCUUGGAAGUCAGGAGCACAGAGAUUUGGCCAGGGAAGCCGUGAGGAAAACACUUGUGUUACUGAAAAACGGAAAAUCUAUAAAGAAGCCAUUGCUACCACUUCCCAAAAAGGCAUCAAAGAUACUAGUUGCAGGGUCCCAUGCCAAUAAUCUUGGUUAUCAAUGUGGAGGAUGGACAUCACAGUGGCAAGGGGUUUCAGGAAAUAAUGUUACAGCUGGCACCACAAUCCUGUCUGCUGUGAAAAGAGCCAUUGAUCCAACAACUCAAGUCGUUUACAAUGAGAAUCCGAAUGGUGGGUUUGUUAAGUCUAACAAAUUCGACUAUGCAAUAGUAGUGGUGGGUGAGAAACCAUAUGCAGAGGUUUUUGGAGACAGCUCAAAUUUGACCAUCUCUGAGCCUGGACCGAGCACCAUCAAGAGUGUCUGUGGUUCAGUGAAAUGUGUAGUGGUGUUGAUCACCGGCCGACCUGUGGUGGUGCAGCCAUAUGUAAAUACCAUAGACGCCCUUGUAGCUGCUUGGCUUCCAGGAACCGAGGGUCAAGGUAUCACGGAUGUUCUGUUUGGUGAUUAUGGUUUUACGGGCAAGCUUGCUCGAACUUGGUUCAAGUCAGUUGAUCAGUUGCCGAUGAAUGUUGGGGAUGUACAUUACGACCCCAUAUACCCAUUUGGGUUUGGACUCACCACCAAGCCUAAGAAGAACUUGUGAGCAUUUAAAUGUUCAAAUAAACUGUCUACUUCUACAUCAUGUCACCAUGUAAAAGUGCAUGAUGAUGUAUUUCAUUUUUCUGACAUGACUAGUAAUAAUAAUUGAAAAGAUGAGUUUGUUAUUC
Messenger RNA from Erigeron canadensis, 2110 nucleotides. RefSeq names its product beta-glucosidase BoGH3B-like. The transcript has 10 exons. Gene Ontology annotation, biological process: glucan catabolic process. Bases 85 to 1986 code for a protein of 633 amino acids. Lineage: Eukaryota; Viridiplantae; Streptophyta; Magnoliopsida; Asterales; Asteraceae. The record is from RefSeq and is a predicted model, not a curated record. Gene Ontology annotation, molecular function: beta-glucosidase activity.